CCUUUGAAAAUGUCGUUCAUACAUAGCCGUUAACGCUGUUAUUACGUCAUACGAAAGACUCAAUUCUACAAGAAUAAAAACACGCGUCAACGUUAUAAAGAAUAACGCGAGUAAGACUACCUGUUCAGAAGUUUAAUUUUGCAUUUACAGUGCUGAUACACACUGCAAACCUAAUUGGAGCUAUGCCAUGCGAUUUGUAAUUGUUUGGUUUUACUUAUCUCGACGGUUGUUACAACACGACUACUGGACCACGCGAGGCAUAUCACUUUCGACUCGAUAGCGAGUACAAAACAGACAUUUCUUUUGUGGUACGAACGCCCUUAAAAGACAGCGAGUAUCCAAUAGCCAGUAAGUAUUUAUGAGUAGCUAUGAUACGAAUGAAUAAGCUAUUGGAACGUGAUCUUUUGUAUAGACAACUAUGCUUUAGAAGUUAGCAUUUCUUCUUUGAUAUAUUAUGCAUAUUGCCAACGAUCACAUGCUGUGUUUAAUAUAACAGUAAGCUCUUGCUGUUUGAAGUCCCAUGUCUUAAACAGCACGUUUUAAUUUAUUCGAUAAGACGGGGGCACCUAUUUCUUGUGAUAUUUUACAUUUGACUGGAGGGCUGGAAACAGGGAAUGCACAAACGAUGUAACAUGUUUAUACGAAAUGUGUAAACUGUCCAGAUUUGUUUCACGAAGCGCCAAAGACAAUUUAUUACCUAGGCCUAAUGUUGAGUGACUGGAUAUAAUGCAAUAAUAUUCCUUGUUUUAGUUUACGAAAAUAGGUUUUGGAAAUAAGGACAUUUCUGAACCAAGGACUUGACGAACCCAACACUAGAGGCUAUAAAGAGACAAAGGACACAUUCUGUUGCAGUUUGUGCAUAUUUCCCACUAAAACACUACUCGGAAAACUGAGAGAAUCGAUUUGAUGUAUCAGUGAAUUGCGAUAACUUGGAUCGAGAAGACGACACUGCCAUCUAAACUCUAACAGUAAGUAGAUUUGAAAAUCACCAGAACCAUGCCGGCCAAGAAACCUAGUUCUCCUGUCUCGCUAGAGGGAGAACGCCGCAAAGCCAUGAUGCUCGUUCAUGCGGUGGAAAAGAUGAUCAUUAGAUUUAAAGAAAGGUAUUUUCGCAAACCCCAUAAUAGAUUUUCAUCCGAUACGGAUGAUUACAUAACAUUUGUGAUCGAAAAGACAGGAUCGAUCAAGAAACCUCCUAAGGAUUACAAGGACUUUGCUGUCAUGGCAAACAAAGUAAGGACAAGUUCAGCACUUUUGUUUAGAAACGAACUGGAGCAAAUGGACGAAGCAAUCGAAAGGCAAAGAAUGUUUGACGAAUUGAUAACAUCCGCAAUAGCGAACAUAAACGAAGCGUUGGAAAAUCAUGUCGUUAAAUUCUGCCUUAGUUUCGCACCGGAAGCUAAUGGAUUCGACAUCAAGUGCGUGCAAGAAUAUGAAAACUCCAUCAAUCGAUGGCAGUGUGCCAUUAACAAUUCGAAAAAUCUAUUGAGUGAUAUUCUGAAAAGUCUGCAAGAACAAGCAUCAAUACAGUUUGUCAACUACAUCAAAAACUAUUCACAAAUUCUUCAUUAUAUGGGACUCGCAUUGGAAGUAUUCCCGCGCAUUUUCAAUCCAAUAAAAGACUGGGUAACAGCGGACGAAGCAUAUCCCCGGAGGCUCAUGGAUGAGGUCAGUGCAUAUGAAAAGAGAAAGCUGGAAAUAGCUGAUUUAUCUCGACGACAAUAUCACCGCAUGGAAGACGCCAUGCAGAAAGCAAACAGAAAGACGUAUCAAAGCAAAAAGCUACACGACAGACUAUACAGUGCUCUCUCCGAGAGGAAGAUGCACAGGAGACGAGAGCUCAUUCUGAAGGACUCAUUGAACAGGCUGGAGGAAGAGUUAGCAGAGAAGAAGAAAGACAUGGAGGAAGCCGUACAAAACGUUUACCACAGACAGACCACUUCCAGAGGAACGUACGACCAUCUGGUCUCCGUGACAGAAGCACUACAGCAAGAUAUUUCCAAACUGAAGACAAGUUUGGAAAAUCUGAGAUGGAAACUGGCGCAGAUAAGAAAAGAGCGAUACGCCUUACAAAAAGAGAUCCAUAGACUGCAGGUGGUGCUAGAACGGAGUGUUAAGCAGGAGUCGCACAUGCACGAAAGUGCGCAGACUAAGACCGACGAGGUGGGCAACACUGCUGGCGAACACAAAGAUCUGGACGCGGGAAUCGAAAUCCUGCGUCGCAUCCGUGCAAUUAAGAUGCAUCCGAAUACAGUGAAAAAGAUUCACAACGAAGGAUACACACCUGGAGCCAAAAUAGACGUAACAGAUCGAUUGUCAGAGGCGUUCAAACUUGCUGCCCCGGAUAUUGGCAAGAACUGGGCCCACUUUUACCAGCAGCUUCCCUUCCGCCCGCCCAGAGACUACGACGCCCGGUCGCACGACAUAGAAUUGAUCGACCUUACAUCACAGCGCCACGAUCUGGGUCUCGGAGCCACUGUCGUGAAGAGCUUGGAAAAGUGGAAGCGACUUAGCAACACAGCGUCAGUUACCUCCCUUAUUGAUACUUUGAACGCUUCCAUGAAAACUGCCACCGCCAAGAAAAUACACCGAACUUUACUAUCCACAAACUGACUUUGCAAUUUCUACAACAUAAUAAAAUAUCUUAAAGUGUACUUUUCAACGACGGUA
Molecule: messenger RNA, 2670 nt
Organism: Gigantopelta aegis
Lineage: Eukaryota; Metazoa; Mollusca; Gastropoda; Neomphalida; Peltospiridae
Exons: 4
Coding region: 997-2613 (538 amino acids)
Source: RefSeq, a predicted model, not a curated record